Molecule: messenger RNA, 3423 nt
Organism: Myripristis murdjan (pinecone soldierfish)
Lineage: Eukaryota; Metazoa; Chordata; Actinopteri; Holocentriformes; Holocentridae
Gene: cdh12a
Product: cadherin 12a
Exons: 12
Coding region: 364-3036 (890 amino acids)
Biological process (GO): cell-cell adhesion mediated by cadherin; cell migration; adherens junction organization
Cellular component (GO): catenin complex; adherens junction; plasma membrane
Molecular function (GO): calcium ion binding; beta-catenin binding; cadherin binding
Source: RefSeq, a predicted model, not a curated record
CUGAGGAAUGACGGACAAGAAGUGAGAGAAAGACAAGGUGGCUAUCUCGGCUCUUCAGCUGACAAACUUGGCAUAUUUCCUGGACAUCAUAUAACCAGACCAUAGACUCAUUUCAUAUUCAAAGCAGAGCCACCUCUGACAGACACCAUAAAGUUCACUGGAUUUCAACUUCAGCUCACCUGACCGUGACCUGACCAUCUUUGUAUUUCAAAGAAUCUGUCUCUCCGACAUAAUGCUUUCCAGAAACUCUAACACUUCAGUGAGGGCGGUGCAUCAACAGAUUGCGGUUUAAUCAUCCAGAGGAACCAUAUUGGAAGUGAACGCUCUGGCUAAUGCUUUCCUCUGGAUCAGAUCCAGCUUUGGAUGCAUGUCUAUUUUCAAACAGGAAAUAGGCACCUUGUUGAACUUUUCUCUGCCACCACCUUCUCCGCACAACACUCCCUGAUGAUCACAAGGGAAUACGUCACACUGUUUCUGGUGGGCUCCUGUUUCCUGUUGGACUACAGCUCCCAGAACCCUCUGCAGGCAUUUCUCCAAGGCAGAACUAAGGGGGGCGUGACAUCGCCCACUGGAGGGACAGGAAAUAAGGGUGCGAUGGCUUCAGUGGGGGUCGGGACAUCUUUGCGGGACAGUGUGAGGCUGAGGAGACACGGCAAGUCAGGGGUUCAGCGAGUAAAGCGAGGAUGGGUGUGGAACCAGUUCUUUGUGCUGGAGGAGUACAUGGGAUCUGAACCACAGUAUGUCGGAAAGCUCCACACUGACAUGGACCAGGGGGACAGUUUGGUGAAGUACACUCUGUCAGGAGAAGGAGCUGGUUCCAUCUUCACCAUUGAUCAGAUUACAGGGGAUAUACAUGCACUGGUGGGGCUCGACAGAGAGGAAAAGUCGUAUUACACGCUUCGGGCCCAGGCUGUUGACAUGGAAACGGGUCAUCCGCUGGAGCCAGAGUCCGAGUUCAUCAUCAAGGUGCAGGACAUCAACGACAAUGAGCCUCGAUUCCUGGAUGGACCGUACACAGCCAGCGUCCCCGAGAUGUCUCCAACAGGCACAUAUGUGACGCAAGUGACGGCCACGGAUGCAGACGACCCUACAUAUGGCAACAGCGCUCGUAUUGUCUACAGCAUUCUGCACGGCCAGCCCUAUUUCUCGGUUGACUCCAAGACAGGAGUGAUCAGGACAGCGCUGGCCAACAUGGACCGGGAGGUGAAGGAGGACUACCAGGUUCUCCUCCAGGCCAAGGACAUGGGAGGUCAGCUUGGGGGGCUGGCCUCCACCACCACCAUCAACAUCACCCUAAGCGAUGUCAACGACAACCCACCACGCUUUGCCAAGAGCAUUUUUCAUCUUCGGAUACCAGAGUCUGCGUCUGUGGGUUCAGCGGUGGGUCGUAUUCGUGCCCACGAUCUGGAUGCUGGCAAAAAUGCUGAGGUGGAUUAUUCCAUCGUUCCCGGAGACGAGGGCAAUAUGUUUGACAUCAUUUCUAAUGGCCAAAGUCAGGAGGGAAUCAUAGUCUUGAAAAAGACUCUGGACUAUGAGACCAAGAAGUCGUACACGUUCAAAGUGGAGGCAUCCAAUGCUCAGCUGGAUCCCCGCUUCCUCCACCUGGGGCCCUUCAAGGACUCAGCCACCAUCAAAGUGAACGUCCUGGACGUAGAUGAGCCCCCUGUUUUCACCAAGCCCUUCUACUCUGUGGAUGUAUAUGAGGACACUCCUCCAGGAACCAUCAUUGGCUCAGUAACGGCUCACGACCUCGACGCCAGCAGCAGCGCUGUCAGGUAUUCACUGGAGUGGCAGAGAGAAGCUGAUAGCUGCUUUGACAUUGACACAGUUGAAGGAACCCUGUCAACUAAUGAAUACCUGGACAGAGAGGCAGCUACUCAGCACAAUAUCACUGUGGUGGCAACCAAAGUCAACAACCCUCUGCUGUCCACCAAGGUGUCGGUGAUAGUCAAAGUGUUGGACGUCAAUGAGUUCCCCCCUGAGCUGGCUGUUCCAUCAGACACCUUCGUCUGCGAAAACGCCAAAGCAGGACAGGUGAUCCAGACAGUUAGUGCCACAGACAAAGACCUUCCUCCUGUUGGCCAGAGGUUCUUCUUCAAAUCCCCCAAGGAGCUCCGCAACAGAAACUUCACUAUACGAGAUUUUGGAAACAACACAGCCGGCAUCGUGACGCGACGCCUGGGCUUCCAGCGGCGUGUGCAGGACACUUACGUGCUUCCUGUUGUGGUUGAGGACAGCGGUUAUCCAGCCCAGAGCAGCACAGCAACACUCACGAUUCGAGUUUGUUCCUGCGAGCCGGGAGGCUUCCUGCUCUCCUGCUCGGCCGAGGCCGUCUUCUUGCCUGUGGGUCUCAGCACUGGAGCUAUGAUGGCUAUUCUGCUGUGUGUCGUCAUACUUAUGGUGAUGGCUGCCCUGUACAUGGGCCAGAGGAGGCACAAGGAGAAGGAGACCUUGAUGUCAUCGAAGGAGGACAUCCGAGAUAACGUCAUUCACUACGAUGAUGAAGGCGGCGGAGAGGAAGACACUCAUGCCUUCGACAUGGGCACGCUGCGCAACACACACACACACCGCACCAGCUCGCACAUCGCCAGCAGCAGCAGUCACAGCAGCACGGCUAAGAAGGAGAAAAACGGCUACGGCAACGGGGUCCUGCUGCACCUCGGCAGCCGCCACGACGACGUGAGAUCACCUGACAUCCACCGACAAACAGCCGGCAUUGUCCCCGCCGUAGAGAACAGGCCCAUCUCCUGCGGCGAAGUGACCGAACACGACGCGGAUAUGAUCAGAGAGUUCAUCCAGCAGCGGCUGGAGGAGAGCCAGCUGGGUUAUGGCGCGCCGCCGUACGAUUCGCUGGCGACCUACGCCUACGAGGGCGAGGGUUCGAUUGCUGGCUCGCUCAGCUCCAUAGAGGAAUCAUGGGCCAUAGAGGGAUCAGAGGAUUUCAGUUCCCUCAGUGACUGGGGACAGCCAUUCAAAACACUAGCUAGCAUUCUUGACAGACAGCCGCCUACUCAGACUGAGCCAGAGGAGAGCUGAGGGAGCUUUGAGUGCGAGUGUGUGUUUGGGCGUGUGUGUGUGUGUGUGUGUGUGUUGAAGAUGAACAGGGAGGCACUUUGGGUUGGUGCUGCUGAUUACAGAGACACAUGCAGCAGCCCAGCAGAGUGGCUCAGAAGACUGUUCUUGAAAGGAUCAGUGGCAGCGUGUGGACAGUAGUUUACUUUCUUUCUUUGUUCAUUUUUAUUUAUUUUCUUUCUAUUUAUUUCUUCUUUAUUUGACAGCAACCAGGUGGUUUUGUGAGCAGCAAUGGUUAGAGUAAGGUGAGGCCCUGUUAGAAAGAGGUUGUCUCAGUAGGUAGGCCUACAGUGGUGGACUGAUUAGAAAGCAGGGAAUCUAGCUGCAGUGUCUGAUGAAGGGUAAACUUGA